AUGGUUGGUCGAUGUUCUUUCUCUGGAUUUUGGCAUUGGCAUUUGACAAUGCAGCAUUGCAACAACGAGAACGACUUCUUCGGGUCUUUCAAUAGCAGCUCAAACAGUCCAUUUGGUUUCAAACCAUUGGCUACAAAAUCAAAUUUUGGUCUCCCGCCAACUGGACAGAGAAAUGAUGUCGCUAGGGUGUUGAAACCGCUCAUAUCAAUCUCUGCGAACACUGCACAUGCAUCGACUCCAUAUAAUCAUGUCAAUCCAAACAUCAACAGUUUCCCGCCGACGAGUUCUCACUACUGCCCUUACUUCAAGACUUCAACUAGAGGAAAUGCAAAGGGAACGAUCAAAAGAUCAGCGCCUAUUGGCAAAAAAGUUCAAAAGGAGAAAGUGCCAAAAAAUCCAAAGAAGGAGAAGAAAGAUUUUACAGGUGGUGAUAAGAAGAAGAAGAGCAAGACAGAGAAGCACAUCUUCAAUGAUGAAGAUGCUGAGGAUUGUUUACGGAUGCUGGAAGAAAUGAAAGAAGAACCGAAGAAAGAAGAGAUGCCGUCGACCCCGGAAAAGGAUAGAUGGGUCAAUAUGGAAGUUGAUCGGAUCUCCGGACUUGAGCUUUUUGGAGUCGAAACGGAAAUUGAGUCGGUUUGGAAUCCGUUGAUCAGCAUCGGAGACAUCAUCGGAAACUGUGGAAACUUUGAGACUAAUGAAAUCGACGGAAUCAAUAGAGCCGAAGAAUUCGAAAGUCGCUUUUUCAACUAA
Caenorhabditis elegans is the source of this 750-nucleotide messenger RNA. RefSeq lists its product as uncharacterized. The coding region runs from base 1 to 750 and encodes 249 amino acids. The record is from RefSeq and is marked reviewed. The transcript is spliced from 2 exons. NCBI's taxonomy places the organism in Eukaryota, Metazoa, Nematoda, Chromadorea, Rhabditida, Rhabditidae.